AUGUCAACGUAAGUUUUUUUUUCGUUGUGCGGCCGACGAUGUUUUCAUUUUCGCUUAUUCUGUUUGCAAAUGAGCUACAUUAGGUGCGAUAGUGGUUAUAAUUAAAAAUUGUACCCAAAAAUACACGUCACAAAACAGAUUAGACUGAUAGCAAGGCACAGCAGCAGGAAGCGAAUGUUAGCGAUUUCCUGGCGCUGGCGCAGGCGUUGCCUUUAUUUGGUGCAUAUUUAGUUUGGAAUAGAAGUGUAGCCGCUGGAAUUGCUUAGCGCCAAUAAGCCAAGCUUUGACCUUUGCAACGAAAGCAAUCGUUAUAAUACAAUAGUACGAAAAUCAGAAACGCCAUAAUAAAAACACUUAAAUUGAAGUAACACCAGCGAGGGAAUACUAACAACUGCAACUGGUGUCAUCUUCAUUUACUAUUUCUUAGCACUAUUAUAAGUUGAACGAUUUUUACGGAGCCGGAGUAACUAGCAAAAGCUAUAGUCGAUAUGGCAUUUCAAUCAUUGGUUAGAUUCUAUAUGGAAAUACCGACCGUGACUCGCAUAUAUACAACAGCAUGUGUACUGACGACUGUAGCUGUGCAUUUGGAUCUGGUGUCUCCACUACAACUAUAUUUCAAUCCUACGCUCAUACUUUGGAAACUACAAGUUUGGCGACUUGCCACAACAUUCCUAUUCUUCGGUUCAGUGGGCAUAAGUUUCUUUUUUAAUAUGGUUUUCACAUAUCGUUAUUGCCGGAUGCUGGAAGAGAGCUUCUUCCGCGAUCGCACAGCAGAUUUCGUCAUGAUGUUUCUCUUCGGUGGUGGAUUAAUGAUCUUCUUCGGUCUCUUCGUGAACUUACUGUUUCUGGGACAAGCGUUCACAUUAAUGUUGGUUUAUGUGUGGUCCCGACGAAAUCCUUUUGUGCGUAUGAGUUUCUUUGGCGUACUAAACUUUCAAGCGCCUUACUUGCCAUGGGUCCUAAUGUGUUGUACAAUGAUACUGGGAAACACUAUUUGGGUUGAUGUAGUUGGAAUGGGCGUGGGUCAUAUUUAUUAUUUCCUGGAGGAUGUGUUCCCAUUUCAAGCGAACGGUUACAGAAUCCUUAAAACCCCGCAUUUUCUGAAAGUUCUUUUUAACGAGCAUAUUGAAAACAACAUUCCUCCAUGGGUAGGCGAUCGACCGGGCGGUUACCAUUGGGGUGCCGAUGAAGCAGAAAAUGUAGGCGCACAGGUAGCGGACGCCGGCGCCGCUGCCGGCGCAGGUGAUGCCAACGAUGUUAACCAACGAUAAAAUUAAACUACUUUGUUUUUGUACCUCUACCAUCCAACGUACUGAGACAAUUGCACACAUAUUUCAUUCAAGAAAAAAACAAAUGGGGAUAGCAGAAAUGUCUUAGCACAUACAUAUAUACAUUUAAAAAGUAAAUAAAUAGUGAAAAGGCAAUAAAUAAAUCAACUGUUUAAAAAUAUAAAUCGAAAUUAUCAAUAUCA
Molecule: messenger RNA, 1471 nt
Organism: Bactrocera dorsalis (oriental fruit fly)
Lineage: Eukaryota; Metazoa; Arthropoda; Insecta; Diptera; Tephritidae
Gene: Der-2
Product: derlin-2
Exons: 5
Coding region: 489-1271 (260 amino acids)
Biological process (GO): endoplasmic reticulum unfolded protein response
Cellular component (GO): endoplasmic reticulum membrane; Hrd1p ubiquitin ligase ERAD-L complex
Molecular function (GO): misfolded protein binding; ubiquitin-specific protease binding
Source: RefSeq, a predicted model, not a curated record